AUGCUAUCACUACUAUAUGGGGAUACGUAUUUUUCAGAUGUACCACUGAUGAGUGAUCCAAUUCCUUCGAACGAUGAAGCACCACUACCUUCAGAAAGUAGUGAACCUGUAAAGGACCCCAAGGAAGACCCUGAAGAGGAAGAGCCAGAAGAAGACAUGGAAUCAUAUAAGUUUAAGUCAGAGGGAGAUGUGGAACCUAUGAUUGAAAAAGAACGUGUUACACCACCACCGCCUAUACCAUGCAUGCCAAUCACCGGAAGAAAUCUCACUCGAAAGACAUCACACAAGUCUAUUCUGGUGCGUGGUUGA
Molecule: messenger RNA, 309 nt
Organism: Lactuca virosa
Lineage: Eukaryota; Viridiplantae; Streptophyta; Magnoliopsida; Asterales; Asteraceae
Source: the annotation of a GenBank genome assembly